CGGCGAAGUACCGGCGGCUCGGCACAGGUGGAUUUACGGCCGAUGACGCGCUCCUACCUCUUCCUGUGCGCCUCCCUGGUCCUCCGGGCGGACGCGUGGGGCUUCUGCGCGGACAACGACUCUUCUUGCGGCAACUGGGCAAAGAAGGGCGAGUGCGAGAAGGACCACGUCAAGAAGCUCUGCCCGCACAGCUGCUCGGUCUGCACGCACACGUGCCGCGACUCGGACCCGUCGUGCAAGCAGUGGGGCGAGCUGGGCGAGUGUGAGAAGAACAUGAUGGCCAUGUUCAAGGACUGCCCCGUCACCUGCGGUGUCUGCAAGACAAAGUGCUACGACAAGGACGUGGACUGCGGCGGAUGGGCGCGCGACGGCCUCUGCAAGAAGGACCCCAACCUGUUCACGACGUGCCCCGUCUCGUGCGGCACCUGCACACACCUGUGCCUCGACAAGCAGAACGACUGCCCCCAGUGGGCGUCCGAGAAUCAGUGCAUCGACAACCCGGCCUUCAUGCUCAAGGAGUGCCCGCACUCGUGCAUGGUCUGCAAUGAAAUGACCCACAAGGCCGCCAAGCACCCGGUCGACAUUGAGGCUAAGACGGCUGACGGCCGCAACAUGGCGCCACGGGCCGCCUGCGGAGAUUCGGACCGCAAGCAGUGCCACAUCUGGGGAGAGCACGAGUGCGGCUCGAACCCGUCGUCGGUGAUGAAGCUGUGCCCGGAGAUGUGCGGCGUGUGCACGCUCGCUUGCGAGGACAAGUACUCCGACUGCCCCAACUGGGCACAGGACCCGACGAGCGCAUGCGACGCGAAGAAGGACUUUAUGCUCCCAAACUGCCCCCAGUCCUGCGGCGUCUGCGCAUCGAUGCACGACUUCCAAGACAGCAGCAAGGACGAGGUGUAGAGAGGCGGCCGGAGCGCGUCGGGACGCCCGCGGAUCAGACGCGCGACGAGCAGGCGGAGCGCGUCCGUCGGCCAGGAAGGCAGCGAUCGCACGAUAUCCGGUGAGCCCACUGGCUGACUCUCCGGCAUGGUCCAUGGUCUGUGGUCCUCGACAGGAGGAUGCCUGGUACAAGCGACCUUGCUAUUAUGAGCGGCAGCCGAAGCUGUCACCGAAUAUCAGAGGGUUGGUACCUAGGGUUGGAGAGAGCGGAGAGUGAAAAACGAGACUACAGUGUGCGAGAGAGCUCGCGGGCGAGAAAAACAGUGUUGAAUUAUUU
This is a messenger RNA of Emiliania huxleyi CCMP1516, 1216 nucleotides long. RefSeq lists its product as hypothetical. The coding region runs from base 43 to 900 and encodes 285 amino acids. NCBI's taxonomy places the organism in Eukaryota, Haptophyta, Isochrysidales, Noelaerhabdaceae. The transcript is spliced from 3 exons. The record is from RefSeq and is a predicted model, not a curated record.